CUGCUAGGAUUGCGUCUCAGUGUCAACCACAGCCAGAGCUCACCAAAGGACCGGAGGCAACCAGGCAGAGCACUGCUUGCUUGAAAGGGAAGCUGAGCUUUCCUGGCUGUGGAGGAUAAAGGAUGGAGUGGCCAAGCCCGCCCUUCUAACCACCAUCCCCGUCUGAAAGGCUGACUCAGCCUGCUCCGAAGCCCAGAACCUUCUUUUGCUAGACCCUAGAGCCUUUGUUUUUAGUCAUGAGGCCUGAGGGGGUGGGGACAGUGGAUAAAAGGUCCCAAAGGCAGCAUCCACACCCUUCUGCUGAGCUGCUGUCCACAUGAAGCCACCAAUGCAGCCCCUGACCCAGGCCCUGCCCUUCUCUCUUAGAGAUGCCCUUCGAGGCACUGGUCUCCAGGUGCCUGUCAUUAAGAUGGGCACAGGGUGGGAGGGCAUGUAUCGAACCCUGAAGGAAGUUGCCUACAUCCUUCUUUGUUGCUGGUGUAUCAAGGAACUGCUGGAUUAAUGGUGGCAGGGAACACCCGUCACCCCUGACACCAAGACCUGCACCACUCAGGUGGGGAGGGGAGGGCAGACUGUCAGGAGGUGUGGCUGCAGUUUCUGGGGUGGAACCUGCAGCCCAGCUCUCCCAUCUUUUCUAUAGCCCUAAGACUCCUGGAGCCAGCUGGCCUUCACCAAGGACGGGCCACAAAGAGCUGAAGAGUGAACCAUGAACCUUGCUCUGAGCUAUCCAUCCGUCUGACCUGCCUCAUCCUGGGCAUCUAUCCUCAGCUCCUGGCUCUGCUGUGCUUCUGGGACGCAUGAGCUUGGCUUGCCGGCUCAGACUCCAAUGAGACUACAGCAGGAUCUAAUAUUCCUCCAAAAUUGGCACAGUGAGCCCACCAACCCACGUACUUGAAGAACCAGAAAUGGACUGCCCCUAAGAUAUCUGGUAAUCACUCAACUAUAAAUAUAAUAAAUAGGCCUUGAGGCCAACAGUUCUGAACAUUUAAA
Messenger RNA from Grammomys surdaster, 990 nucleotides. It is a transcript of the gene Lenep, whose product is annotated as lens epithelial protein. Bases 317 to 502 code for a protein of 61 amino acids. NCBI's taxonomy places the organism in Eukaryota, Metazoa, Chordata, Mammalia, Rodentia, Muridae. The record is from RefSeq and is a predicted model, not a curated record. Gene Ontology annotation, biological process: multicellular organism development. The transcript has a single exon.